Vitis vinifera (wine grape) is the source of this 2984-nucleotide messenger RNA. RefSeq lists its product as uncharacterized. The coding region runs from base 342 to 2666 and encodes 774 amino acids. The record is from RefSeq and is a predicted model, not a curated record. The transcript has 8 exons. Lineage: Eukaryota; Viridiplantae; Streptophyta; Magnoliopsida; Vitales; Vitaceae.
UUGAAAAGACAGCUCUCUCAGUCUCGUAUGCCAUUUGCAAUGGCCCUCAAGAUCGGCGUCGUUUGAAACCUUGGAUCCGGUGUUCUCUGAGCCUUUGAUUCUUCGUUUCUCGAAGAUUUAAGGUCGAACGCAGGCAAGGAAAACUGUGGAUUUGAAAUUGGGGCUCUGAUUUUAUGCAACCAAACACGCCAUUAAUCUCUAAGCCAUCAAUUGUGAUUUUGCAUCUUUUGACACUGGCGUUGCAUUUUCAGAUGAAGUUGAAACCUUUCUUUCUCUUUAUGAAACAAUAGCACGGACGAGCUCAACGAAACUGUGGUCUCAGAAACUUAAUACCAGUUUUCAUGGCUGAAAAGUCGUGCUCUGUUUCAAGCCUUCCAUGGCUUUGGGUAAUGGAAACCUUAGCAAGCUUUGAGCGAGUAGAUAUCUCUCUUUUGAAGGAUUUGAUGAUAAAAGCUCCAGAAGUCUCAGAUAAUUUGGGGAGGAAUGUCAAAGAAAUGAUUGCCUUGAGAUGUUUGGAGGCUUUAUUUAGUGGAAUCACAAAUGAUGUUCAUCCUGUUGUGCAUUCAAAAAUGGGGUUCGACCCAUCUGAAAGCUGUGAAGAUGUUCUCCAGUGCAUAUUGCGUAAGGUGUCAGCAUCAAAACUAAGAAUGGGAGAACCAGAGCUGUUAAAAUGGAAUGUUAACCCUUUCAUUGCACAUAAAAGAGCAUGUUUACCUAAGUGUGCUUUGCAAGAGUUGAAAGAUACAAUUCUCGAGGGCAGCCAUCCAUCUGCUGUAUCCUUGAAGGAAAGGAGUGGAUUGAGAUUUGAAAGUCAAUGUGAGACUAGAACACCUAAUGGUGAUGGUGAUUCUGGUGCAGUUGCACCAAGGGUUGAUGAGGGUACUGCCUGUGGUCAAGUUGAGGCUGCAAAAGGAGACUUAAUUCCUCUGACUGCUGAAAAUGAGAACAAUCUCUUGCCAGAAGAUACAACUGAGAGGAUUUUAUUGCCCUAUAAAAGGGGCCUGGAUGACUUGCCUGCCAAAAAUUUGAUGGGGCAAUUUAACCCAAAUGUAGACAGUGUGAAUUAUGGUGGUGAUUCCCAUUCAAAUGCCAAGAGGCGUAAACAUGAUGCCUUUUGCUCCAUUACAUCUAUAGAACCAAACCCAGUUUCUCUGCAUGGAAAGAAAUUGUUAGAAGAUUCAUCUCGACCAAGUAUUAAUGAGUGUGACUUGGCAAAAGAAUCUCAACUGGGAGACCUGGAGGGAAGCACAAUGGUUUCUGAGGAUGAUCAUGAUAAGUAUGUUGUUUCAAAGAGGGUUGAGCAGAUCACUGAUGUUGAACAUGGAGAAUUUGAGCAUAAUCAAACGCAGAUUCCUUUUCACAGCAAUAAAAUGCCUCAAAAUAUGCCUAGAGAUGAAUCCCACCAUGAUAUUUCUGUUGAUGAGGCUAAAGAUGAUGAUGUUGAGCAUUGGGUUGAACCAAACAAAUCAAUUGGUGCAGCCUCAGAUGGAAGCCAGCAAAAAACUGCUGUUGAUGAAGCCAAGGAUGAUGGCGAUUGUAGGGUUGAACCAAAUAAAUCAAGUGGAUCCUCAGAUGAAAGCCAGAAAAAAAAUUCUGUUGAUGAAGCCAAAGAUGAUGGUGAUCAUAGUUCUCAACCAAAGGCAUCAAAUGACAAACUUCCUAAUGAAGCACACCAUAAAGUUUUUGUAGAUGAAGCCAAAGAUGACACUGAGCAUUGUUGUGAAGAAGAAAUGCUGAGUGAUAGCACUGAGUAUCAUGAUGAGGAGGAUGGUAUUGCCAUGGAGAGACAAAAUUUCCUGAGUUCUAAAUGCACAUUCAAUCAUGAUUCCUUGUCAAUAGCUGGCUGGACAGAGCAAAAUCUUUGUAUGAAGUGUACUAAAGACGGUCAGUUGUUGGUUUGUAGUUCCAGUGGCUGUCCAUUGGUGGUUCAUGAGAACUGCUUGGGCUGCCCCCCCAGUUUUGACAACAUGGGAAACUUUUACUGCCCCUUUUGUGCAUAUUCCCGUGCAGUUUCUGAAUACCUUGAGUCCAAGAAAAAGGUCUCCUUGGCAAAGAAAGAACUGGCUUCAUUUAUCAAUGCAGGGAUGAAGCAUGAGCCUGUCAAACCCAAGAAAAAACAUAGAAAAAAGAAUGAAAAGCUUAAUGAAAGUGCUAAUCUUGUCAAGGUUUGUGAAAAUGGGCAUGUAAAAGAGAAAAGACAGACUCGAGCAAACCAUGGCGAUGCUCAAGUCACUGAUCAACUAAUUAGGAGAAAUGUAGAGAAGCAUGAUGGUGUCGAGGAGCAGGGAGUUGCAAAUUUAGGAGUUCAGCAGGAAGCUUUACAACAGCAGAUUAGUGAUCCACUGGAGGAUCCUGCUUCAGGAACUUCUGGAGAUGAAAAUGAUAAGCCUUCCAGUUCUACUUACUAUAUAAGAUUCAGAAGGCAACAACAGCAGUACACAUUUCCACCAAUUCAUCAGUUGAGAAGAAAGAAACUUGCUUGGACAGCUAAGGAGGAAGAGAUACUAAAGGUGGGAGUGCAGAAAUUUUCAAAUGAUCAUGAUAAAAGUAUUCCAUGGAAGAAGAUUAUGGAAUUUGGUGGUACUGUAUUUCAGAGAGGUCGUACCACAAUUGACCUCAAGGAUAAAUGGAGAAACAUUUGCAAAGGAAGCCCAAAAUCAAAGUGAAGUUUUGUUGAACUCUCUGAUAAUGCUGACUCUACUGGUGGAUUUGGAACCCAGAGCUAAAGAUAUGCAAGCGUGAUGAGAUUGGAAUGUAAGAGGUUUUGAAAUGAGUGAAUGUUGUUAAGCCUUUUUUGGUCCUGUAUAAAGUAAUUAGUUUCUAGAUGUUUAUAAUGGGCCUUGCAUCUUUUCUUGCUCUUUUUCCUGCAUAUUUUUUUGGCUUUUUGAUAAUGUUUUGUACAUUCAUUUUGAGCUGUUCAGGGUACACAUUCCAGAACAGUGAAUUCAUACUAAAAUAUAUAGUUAAAAACAUUUCAAAAGAAA